AUGAAGAGUAUCAUUCGUGAUAGAGAUAAAGCAGUAACAUAUAAUGUAAAUUGGAAUGCUGAUAACCAACUAAUUGGGUCUAAUGCUGCAAAGUUGGCAAGCUACAUUGGUACACUUGUUCGUAUGCACAUUCCAAUCACUGCUACAAGAUGGAGUAAUAAAGAGUUGGGUAGCGCUAAAGAUAAGAUUUGGACUGAGAUACUGAGGUCUUUUAACAUUGAAGAUACAACUAUCCGAAAAAAGUAUAUACUUCAAUUGGCCGGAAAAAGACACAGAGGGUGGAGAACGUUUUUAACAAACAAGUAUCUUAAAGACAAAGAAAAAAAUUUUGUUGAAUAUGAUCCGGAAUAUCCAGUGAAGUAUGCGAUCUUCAUUACAGAAGAAGAAUGGGUUGCUUUUGUAGCCCAAAGAAGAGACGAAAAUUUCAAGAAAGUGAGUGCCACAAAUCGCGAGAGAGCGUCAAAUCCCACGUAUGCAUACAAAAAAGGUCGUUUGGGAUAUGCACGCUUAGAGGAAAAAAUUUUAGACGAGACGAAAAGUGACGCAACAUCACUUCCGCCACAUGUUUUGUGGAAAGAAGCUCGUGUGGGAAAGGAUGGAACUGUUAGGGAUGACGUUCAACAUAUUUAUGAUGAAUGUGAGACCCUAUCUCAAUCGAUAAGCACAGCUGAGGACCAGGAGAACAGGAGCGUACUUAGUAGAGCACUAAAUGUUCCUGAGUAUCCCGGUCGGGUGAGGGGUAAAGGGCAUGGUUGUACUCCAACUUCCUUGUAUAAGAAUCCAAGGAGAAGAAAUCCUAGCAAUCAAGAAGUGAUGGAGACGUUGCAGGCAUUACAAGCGCAAGUUCUUCAAUUGCAAAAGGAUAAUGAGAGAUAUAGGUGUAUGGAAAAGUGCAGUUCACAGUUGAAAGAAACUAGUGAGAAAGCCAGUAUCAAUUGUCAAAAUAAAUUUCCCGAGGGCAUUUCAUCUUGUCAGCUAUACUUAUCGUCACCGACUUAUCGCCUAGUUGGCAAGGGAAAAGUGCACAACACUUCGGGAGAUUUACUUCACCAUAGACCGCUCCCGGAUGGACACCUUAAAGUAUCGGUUGAUGUUGUAUUAGAUAAGGAUGCGUUGCUACCGAUACCUGACAUUGUUUCAGAGACAACAUUGCUGCGAGAUGCAAUAGGAUCAUUUGUUGCAUGGCCCUUGGAUCUCAUUUUCAUUGAUGAUGAGACGCCUACAAAACCCGCAUCUAAGGAUAAAGGGAUUUUGCGGCACAACGAGUCUGUUGCAUCACAAAAAGAGGUAUUUGCUCAAGGGUCACAACAACUGAGCCAGAAAAUUGGUAGUCGACAGAAAAACAAAAGGGAUCUUCCAGUGACUUCUUUGCCAAAAAAAGGUGCUUUUGUGCCUCGAUACCAGAUAUCUCUUGAAACACUUGUUGACUCAUCAGAUAUGGCAACAGCUGGUGCUAUUCGCUUACUGGAUAUGGAGGAAGAUAUCUUUGGUUAUUCAUGCACUGAAACAAUCGGAAAAGAAGAUCUGGAACAUAUUUUUCGGCAUCAAGAAUUAGGCGUCGGUGUUAUACACACAUACAUCCGGUUCUUGUAUGACAAUUUCAUGCGCGGGAAUGAUCAAUUGUCAAACAGAUUCCGUUUCGUGUCUUCCUCCCUGGUCAACAAAGCAUUAAUUUGUAGGGAACCGGAUUCAUGUAGAGAGUACUUAGUCAAGAGAUUCAUGGCCAGCAGUACAAACAACUUGUAUCUUUGCCCGUAUAAUUCAGGGUGUCACUGGUUGUUGCUUGCUAUUGAUCCUUUAAAAGAAGUGGUAUAUUUUCUGAAUUCGAUAGAUGGUGAAUGGACAAAUUAUCCGGAUAUGAAGCAAUUAGUUGAUACAUCAAUAAAAGUGUUCCGAUCUCAAAGACAAGCUCGAGUACCACGUACUAAAUCCAGCAACAUUACGUGGAUAAAAGUGCAGUGUCCUCUACAGCGCAACGGUAUCGAUUACGGAUACUUUGUAAUGAGGUUUAUGAGGGAAAUCAUUAAUAUGAAUCAAAUAGAGAUUCCAAUCACGGAUUCUUAG
Messenger RNA from Lathyrus oleraceus (garden pea), 2064 nucleotides. RefSeq lists its product as uncharacterized. Gene Ontology annotation, molecular function: cysteine-type peptidase activity. The transcript has 12 exons. Gene Ontology annotation, biological process: proteolysis. The coding region runs from base 1 to 2064 and encodes 687 amino acids. Lineage: Eukaryota; Viridiplantae; Streptophyta; Magnoliopsida; Fabales; Fabaceae. The record is from RefSeq and is a predicted model, not a curated record.